Cucurbita moschata (crookneck pumpkin) is the source of this 1573-nucleotide messenger RNA. RefSeq names its product UPF0481 protein At3g47200-like. The transcript has 3 exons. The record is from RefSeq and is a predicted model, not a curated record. NCBI's taxonomy places the organism in Eukaryota, Viridiplantae, Streptophyta, Magnoliopsida, Cucurbitales, Cucurbitaceae. Bases 329 to 1573 code for a protein of 414 amino acids.
GUGCCGUAAGUUUAAAAGAAAGUUGAUGGAAUAGAAGAGGGGGUGGAAUAAUUAGAAAUAGAUGAGUGGGUGGAAUAAUUAGAAAUAGAGGCCUGAACUUUUCAUUGCCUUUUCGUUGUCUAUGUUUAUUCCUCCUCAUGAUCGUUUAUGUUCGAUGCCCAUUAGUAGUAUUCGUGGUUAUCGGAAGCUUGCCUUAUUAGUUCUUCCACUUCCAUACCUUCUCUUCUUACUCCACACCUCUCUUCCAUUCUUCCCUCAUUUUCGUUCACCACCGACGUCUUCUUCCCUCAAUUUGCGGACAAGUGUCCUUGUUUCUCUAUAGUUCAAAAUGGAGCUCUUCAUCCGUCCCAACACAAAUGAGAUCAAUCAAGUAGAAAUAGAAAAUGAAACUGAAGGUAUCAUUUACAAGGUUCCAGAACCUCUGCGCAGCAUGAACUCAGAAGCUUAUACCCCCACUGCCAUCUCUAUUGGCCCUUUGCACUCCGGUAGAAAAGAUCUUAAGGCUAAUUCACUUAAACCCAUAUAUCUUCGACACUUCCUUGAUCUCGCCCAGCUCUCCGUGAACACAAUUGUAGAAACAGUCCAGACUUUGGAACAAAGAGCUCGCUAUUGUUACACAGAAUUCAUCGAGAUGAGCAGGGAUGAAUUUGUGGAACUUCUCGUCUUCGAUGCCUGUUUCGUGGUCAUGCAUCUCACCAGUUGGCAGUACCCAAAUUUGGAUACCCCAAACGCGGUGAAUUUAUGGCAAUCUUGGAAUGAAAUAUCUCAUGAUCUGAUGCUGCUUGAAAACCAACUUCCCUUCUUCCUUCUCCAAUCUUUAUACGACCUCUUCGCCCCCUCUCAACCCUUACUAGAACAUAAGAGUUUCAUUCAAAUUGUUCAAUAUUAUUUCUCAGAACACAAAAACCCAAAGUUGUUUUUUAUUGAUAUCAAACUUCUUUCGGUUGACGACGUGAAACAUUUUGUUGAUUUAGUAACAAUGCCUAAUACUCGUAUGUAUUCCCAUGAAAAGUCCGGCCAACGCCUAUUGUGGCCACUGAAUGCCACCGAGCUCCAUGAAUGCGGCGUUAUUUUCAGGAGCGGGGAUGGUAUAGAAUUUAAUGACCAAGGUGGGUGUCUACAACUACCGCCAAUCAAGAUUUACGACGAUUUUGAAAAGCGUGUGAGGAACCUUAUAGCUUAUGAGCAAUGCCAUAUUGGCAAUGAGUUAAGGAACAGGGUGAGCAACUUUGCUGUGUUUAUGCAGUGUUUGGUCCAGUCCGACCAAGACGUGAAAUUGUUGAUUGAGGGAGGGAUCAUAGAGAACUACUUGGGUGGUAUCAAUGAGAUCACCCAAUUAUUCAACAACCUCGGUAAGCACAUCUUCAUUGGAAUCAACUACUACAAUUCUGAUUGCAAAAAAAUGAAAGAUUAUUGCAUGCGCCGCCACCAUCGUUGGAUGACGUCGUUGCGACGCAAUUAUUUCAGCACGCCAUGGCUCUGUGCUUCCUCCAUUGCAGCCAUCCUUCUCCUUGCCCUCACUCUUAUACAAACCAUCCUGGCUGUAUUCACUAGAUUCAAAGAACGUUCUUAA